Molecule: messenger RNA, 3884 nt
Organism: Linum trigynum
Lineage: Eukaryota; Viridiplantae; Streptophyta; Magnoliopsida; Malpighiales; Linaceae
Source: the annotation of a GenBank genome assembly
CACGAUCAAGAUUGAGAUGGGAGGAAUGAUGAAAUCAAUUAGUCAUGGACGAAACAAUAACACGAUCAAGAUUGAGAUUAACGGGGAGGAAUGAUGAAAUCAAUUAUUAGAAUUGUAUGGAAUAGGUUUCAAUACAAAGCUCUUCCUAUUUGCAGUACUAAAAAACAUGAUCUAAUAGUUGUAAUUUUUGAAAAAAGAGAUCUAAUAAUCCAUAUCAUAUUUUUUGGCUCUGACCGGAUUUUUUGGAGUAGUGUGUGGAUUUUCAGGUGGGCUGUCAAAGCACUUUUCAAAUUUUCUCCGAAAAUUCAAUGGACCAUUGUUCAUUCAUUUUAAAUUGGAUUUUUUUCCUCACAGAAAUAUAAGAUUCUAUGUGUUUUACAACAUGAUAUUCAUUUUGAUAAAAUUUUGUAACUUAACAUUUUCAGGUCGUAAUACCAUUGUCAUAUCAUCACUGACUGUGGUAUGAUAUCAUAGUGGUAUGAUGUUGAUAUGAAUAUGAUAUUGGUAUGAUGUCGAUAUUAUAGUGAUGUGAUGUUAAUAUAAGAUCUUAUUUCGGACAAAAUAAUUUGAUGACCUGAUUUUUUACUAUACCAGACACUACAAAAUAUUUAUGUAACAUUAUUCUAUAACAAUUACAUAACUUCAUACAUUAGGUAAAUCUUAGAGAGUAAUAAUUAUUUCUUAUAUAUCAGUCAAACAAAAAGUACAAUAUAAGUUUAAUGACUAAGUCAAUAUACAAACGUUAUGGAGAUAAUAAUUUCUUAUGUAUCAAUUAAAAAAGCAUAUCACAUAAGUCUUCAUGAUAUUAGUUUGAAUGAAAAUUCCUAAAUUAGUUACCAAAUUUCUUACAAUCUCAUCAAUUGCUUUACACAAAGGUUUUUUAAGGUCAAAUGUGAUACCUUUUAUAACAUAAUUCACCUAUUAUUAACUUAAAUUCUUUAUUAUUGCCUACUACAUUCAACAUCUCAUCAAUUUGCAUUACACGAAUUAAAGCUUAUGUAAGAUAAGUUAAUAUUAUAUAGUAGUUUAAUCAAAUGUGAGAUAUGUAACUUGGUUUUCUUAUUAGACCACACACUAUGAAAGAUUAUGUAAGACCAUUCUAUAACACCAUUUUAUUAUUAGACCACACAUUAUGAAAGAUUACGUAACACCAUUCUAUAACAAUUCUUUAAAUUCACUAUAUAUGUAAAACUUAUGAAUAUUGAAGGGAUAAUUAUUACUUAUGUAUCAAUCAAACACAUAUUUUACAGUGGAUGAAAUUUAUACAAAAAUAAAUAAUUAGCUUAUAACCGCCACGAAGCGCGGGCCAAAAAGCUAGUACAUAUUAUUAGCCAAAUAAGGAAAAAUCAAAAGUGAAAACAGCGAGCUAAUUGGCGGCACUUCUAAGAAGCUUCCUUUUGUCUUUGGCCAUAGUGCACAUCUGACUUCUCCUACACCCCGUCCUGACCCUUUCAGUUAAUUAUUUUCCUGCGAUACUGGAAGUUUGCCCACUUCUCCCUUAUUGUUAGUGCUUUUCCAUCCCUCCAACUAUCCCAUUUUCUCUCCCGAUAAUCGCAAAGCUUGAUCUCACAACGUCAAUCCCCACAGAAUCAGAAGAACCGCCAAGUUGAAGCAAUCCUGAUUAGCCUCCCCGUCAGCGCUGCAAAUCGCAGGUACUGAUUUGGAGUCGGGAAGUCCCGAUUCCCCUUCCUCCUCUUCUCCUUUCACCUUGAUCUGUUCGCUCAUCUUUGGAAAAAGCUUUAAAGCUUGCAACUUUAUGAUGUUUGUUGAACUUUUCUGAACUGGGUUCUGGUGGGCUUUUUUGCUUUUGGUUUCUGGAUCGAUAAGUUCGGUUCUCUGCUGAAAGCCUUCCCCUUUGUUGUGUUUCUGUUGGCGUGUAGAUAUGGGACCUGUGGAUGAGAAAGUGGAAGUAGCAAUUGAAUCUGGUGAUGACGAGAUGGAGAUCUUGUUCAGUGGCGCCGCUUCCUCACCAACAAGGAGGAAAGCAGUAAACUUUGAUUUGGAGAGUGAGACAUUGCCACUGAGUUCAUCCAAUCACUCCCAUAUUAAUACUUCUUCUAAUCAUUUGGCCAACUCCUGGAUUGUCAAGCGGAUGGAGAGGAGCCCUUUCAGGACAUUUUACAUUGUUUUGAUCAGAGCCAAGAUCAAUGUCUUGCUCCCUUUUGGUCCCCUAGCAAUUUUGCUCCAUUACUUCACUGGAAAGCAUGUUUGGGUUUUCUUCUUUAGUUUAGUUGGGAUUAUACCUCUGGCUGAGCGGUUGGGUUAUGCCACUGAGCAACUUGCAUUCUACACUGGACCAACAGCUGGUGGUCUUCUGAAUGCAACCUUUGGAAAUGCCACUGAAAUGAUUAUAUCCAUCUAUGCUCUAAAGAGUGGAAUGGUACGAGUUGUUCAGCAAUCUUUGUUGGGCUCCAUCUUAUCUAAUAUGCUCUUGGUGCUUGGAUUUUCCUUCUUCACUGGUGGGAUUGUACAUUGUAAGAAGGUUCAGGUUUUCAAUAAGGCAGCUGCCGUAGUGAAUUCUGGACUAUUAUUAAUGGCUGUAAUGGGGAUAAUGUUCCCAGCAGUGCUUCACUUCACGCGCACUGAAAUCCAUUUUGGGAAGUCAGAAAUGGCGCUUUCAAGAUUUAGUAGCUGCAUUAUGCUAGUUGCUUAUGGAAGCUACCUCUUCUUCCAACUUAAGAGUCAGCAUAAUCUGUACAGCCCUAUUGACGAGGUAGUGAAUAAUGAUGAAGAAGGUGCCGAUGAUGAAGAAGCACCUGAAAUUACACAGUGGGAGUCAAUUUGUUGGCUUGCAGUUUUGACUUUGUGGAUCUCUGUGCUGUCUGGAUACCUUGUUGAUGCCAUCCAGGGAGCAUCCGAGUCACUGAAUAUGCCUAUGGCUUUCAUAAGUGUGAUCCUGCUUCCCAUUGUGGGAAAUGCAGCUGAGCAUGCAAGUGCUAUUAUGUUUGCUAUGAAGGACAAGCUUGACAUCAGCCUUGGAGUUGCUAUUGGGUCCUCUACGCAGAUUUCAAUGUUUGUGAUCCCAUUCUGUGUCGUCCUUGGGUGGAUAAUGGGCCAACCGAUGGACUUGAAUUUUCAACUGUUUGAGACUGCUACCCUCUUCAUCACUGUUCUAGUGGUGGCAUUCAUGUUACAGGAAGGAACCUCUAACUACUUUAAAGGCCUUAUGCUCAUCCUGUGUUAUCUUAUAGUCGCGGCAAGUUUCUUCGUGCAUGUUGAUCGUUCAAGUGAUGAUGACUAGGGAGUCGGUCACGCUUGGUCCGAGGGAGCUAACAGUCGAGAAGAGUGGAGGGCAGAUUUUGUUACACAUUGGAAAGGAGCAUUCCUCCUGACAAAGCUGGAAUUUGGUUUCUUGGACCAACACUGGUGCCAGAGGCUAUCCUGCACCAGAAGCCCAGUAAUCCUGCUGAUCUGAAUACCAGAUUAGUGCUGCAUUCUUCUUUGUCGGCUUGGUUGUAAUCGAGUUCGAUGUAUUGGCUGCCUGUCCUGAAAGUUCCGCUUCACCAAAACCCGGCUGCUGCACCUGUGACAAAAACAAAAAGCGCGAGUACGUAGUACCUUAACCCCCAAUAUUGUAACUUUUCUGAACAUGUCAAUCUCAUAGGUCUCUCUGAUGCUGGUUAUGAAACAUUAUUCCCUGAGAAAUGAUCGGUGGGAACUGAAAAUUGUGACACUUUAGAUCACGCUGAGUAAGUUAGGAUUGUAAUCCCUGUAAAGAACAAAAGAUGAACAUUUUUUUGGUUUCUUCUGCCCUUAUCGAGACACCAGCAACCUCACCUCAAAUGGCAGCCCCAUCCAUCAGCUCGUCGAGCAAUACUCCGUCAGCUACUAGCUUUGGGCGGGAUUAUUGGUGAAUCGAGCACGAAGAAAAUUCUUGACCUAUU